Messenger RNA from Funneliformis mosseae, 363 nucleotides. The record is from the annotation of a GenBank genome assembly. Lineage: Eukaryota; Fungi; Glomeromycota; Glomeromycetes; Glomerales; Glomeraceae.
ACUAGACUUUGUAAAAAUGAAAUAUUUCGUGAUUAUAGUUUACGAAAGCUUCCUGUCAGGAUAGCGGCUUACUGUAAACUUCCUUCUAUAGAUUCUAAUUUGCCUGUGGGAAUUGAAAUCACUCUGUUAGAAGUACUCAGCAGAACCCAGUGUUGCCGGCGGUCAUACACUUUGAAUGCAUUCACAACUGGUUUAUCGCGUGUCCAUUCAUUGCUGUCUCCUCAGACUUUACCUCUGAAAACGAGUUAUGAAGUAGAAAUUACAAUUUGGACGAACGAAGGUCUACUUAAAGUCACAUUACAAGAGGAUUUACAACUAUUUCACAAUGUUGAAGUGGUCUGUAAUCAACUUCAAAAUUUUUGA